ACCCCGGACGACUUCGUGUGAGCCUCACAAGCUCAACUCACACCCUUUGGCACCGCUGCUCUGACUUGCCUUGGCGCGCGCUUCUCUUUCCCCGUCGCUCCUUUUCUUCAUUUCAUGCGGUUGCACGCCUCAGCAACGGCACUGAGGGAGCACGCAGCGUAGCGGGAUACCACCUUUUGCGCGCAAUGGCAGACGGCAAGCGCCUGUCUACCGCCGGGAAAGUCGCGACGCCGAAGGUCGGAGACCAGUCCAUUCUCAACGACUCGCACCUGGUCAAGGCUAUUGGCAAGAGAGUCAAAGUCAGCACGUCGAUCGCGAACAAUGUCGUCGAAGGCACGCUCUUCGUAGCUGAUCCCAUCAGCAACACGAUAGCGGUCAACACGGUGGCCGCGGCGCCUCACGCCAGCCAGCAGCCGGGCAAUUACACCGUCAUCUCGAUCCCGCACAUCCAAGACUUCAAGAUUGUCACCGACGAUGGCGCAGCGGACCCCAGCGCGACCGGCUUCGAUACCGCGCUCCCUCCCAUUGCUCCGCUGGACUUGGGCGCAUUGAAGGCGAGGGAGGAGGCCCAGGUGCGCAAGCUGAUGGAGAAGGAGGCGACGAGGGGCAAGGGCGUGCCCAAGGAGGCACAGGAGAUCUUCGACGCCAUCAACAGAACGCUGCCUACGCGCUGGCACGAACAAUCGAUCGUCAUCAACGAUGCCGUCAUCCUCGGCCCGCCCUACACGAUCAACGACCUCAAGGCCGAGCAGGGCAAGGAGCGCAACGUCGAGCAGAUCAGGAAGAUCAUGGACAGCUUCUUCGCGCGCAAGAAGGCCGCGCAGCAGGGCGGCAACAGGCCUGGCGUCGUCACUCCGAUUGCCCCGAAGAAGGGCGGCUGAAGGCUCGGGGGUUCAUGCUUUGCCGUCCAUGCACGGAAUACGGAUUACAGAAAUGAGGACGCCCGUCGGACGUCUGGGCCUGGGAACAGUAGUCUGGAGGCGGUGCCGAGUGACGAGCGGCCGCGUGGUGAGUGGUUGGCAGCGAUUUGGCUAGGCGAUGCAGUAAAGGAAGUAGGAUAUCAUCCUUGUACGGUACCAAUGCAGAACAGACCAAAAGGACAG
Aplosporella prunicola CBS 121167 is the source of this 1103-nucleotide messenger RNA. RefSeq lists its product as uncharacterized. NCBI's taxonomy places the organism in Eukaryota, Fungi, Ascomycota, Dothideomycetes, Botryosphaeriales, Aplosporellaceae. The record is from RefSeq and is a predicted model, not a curated record. The coding region runs from base 186 to 881 and encodes 231 amino acids. The transcript has 3 exons.